Molecule: messenger RNA, 522 nt
Organism: Fusarium pseudograminearum CS3096
Lineage: Eukaryota; Fungi; Ascomycota; Sordariomycetes; Hypocreales; Nectriaceae
Exons: 1
Coding region: 1-522 (173 amino acids)
Source: RefSeq, a predicted model, not a curated record
AUGCAAUCAAGUCCAACAUCCAGCCCGGGGUCAAGACCACCAGGGCCGCCAUUGGUAGACAACGAAUACUUCAACCUGCCAGCGCUGGCAAGCAGAGAAGGUAGUCUUAGUCCACCAUAUGCACCAAACUCUCCAUCUCCAGACAUCCCAGAUGACUUUUCAAAAUAUUGGAGGGACCAUGUCCAAGAGAUUCCCUUCUUACCAGACCCGCGACCCCGAGUACUUACACCCCUUGGGUUUCGCGACGAUGAGCCAGCCAACGGCCCUUUGGCGCUGUGUCAAUCAUCCUCAUGGCUCAAAGUUCCUCCCAACAUUAGGCGCGAUAUUUUACGCUUGGCAUUUGGAGACCGACGUCUUCAUAUUGGCUUAACCUAUUGGUCUCGUGAUCGCGAGUCAAAAGAUACCCAGACAACAGCGGAGUGGGACUGGUCUGGCCGUAUUAGCAAUCGACCCGAGUUGCUAGGUCAGCUUCCAGCCUGUGUGGCCAGUGACCCAAACGACUGCAAAGCCACCAAGGGAUAG